AUGCACUCAAAUGCUGACUAUCAUAAAUUGUCAACGUUAAGAGCGGAUGAGUUUGUUAUAAUAAUAAUAAAUAAAAAAUUUGAUGUAGCUACACAAGUAGAUUCUUUUAAAAAAGCUCAAGUCAUCGAAAAUCGCUUAAAAUUAAUUCCAACAAUAGAAACUAUUAUAUUUUGUGGUCGUCAAGAGUUAGCAGUGAGAGGUCACAACGAUAGUGGCCCUAUUUUUAAUUGCGAAAAAGAUAAUAAUGACUGUGACUUUAGAGCUUUGUUAAGAUAUCGAGCAUUAAGAAAUGAAACUUGUGAUAUAUCUUGCGUCGAACAAAUGUCUUUGUGUAUAAGUUAUAUUGAUAAUGGUUUUAUUAGAGAAGACUUUUUAGAAUUUGUUCCUAUUUAUGAUGCUAGUGGAAAAGGAAUGGCAUGUACAGUUAUAAGAGAAAUGGGAAAACUAGGACUUAAAAUUGAAAAUUUAAUUGGUCAAGGUUAUGAUGGGGCGAGUGCAAUGAGUGGCUUGUAUUGA
Messenger RNA from Myzus persicae (green peach aphid), 516 nucleotides. RefSeq lists its product as uncharacterized. The record is from RefSeq and is a predicted model, not a curated record. NCBI's taxonomy places the organism in Eukaryota, Metazoa, Arthropoda, Insecta, Hemiptera, Aphididae. The transcript is spliced from 2 exons. The coding region runs from base 1 to 516 and encodes 171 amino acids.